AUGGCACCGCCUUCAGAUCCUCAGAGUCGAACGUCGACCCCCCGUUCGUUUGUGAACCAGACGGCUUCCGCCGAAGACUUACUGAAAUCGCAAACGGUUGGCCUCGUUCACCUCUCAGACUUCCGGAAACGACGAGCUGAGGUUCUUGAACAAAAGGAACGGGAGGCGCAUGACAAAUCUCUUGGGAGGUUUGUUCAGGGGAAUUCUAGAAGUGGCACCCCUUCUGGUGGAGAAACAACUGACGGGGCCGAGUCUGCCCAACUAUUUCCCAAAAAGAAAAAGAAGAAGCUGGGUCAUUUCGCGAAGAGCAAAUUAUCUUUUGGUGAUGAUGAGGUGGAUGAUGAGGUAGAAUCUUCCACUGCUCUAACUCCCAACACCAGUGAGGGCAAAUCACCAUCCAAACCCCCCGCAGAAGACAGCCCAAAACCGCCCGCGCGACGAAUAGCGCCCAAUCCAAAUCUAUCCAUCCCUCCUCCGAAAGUCGUCACAAAGUCAGCCCGAGAGGCCGAAGCGCAAACGCGAGAUGCUCUCCGGCGGGAAUUCCUGGCACUGCAAGAAAAGGUGAAAGCGACUGAGAUAUUGAUACCGUUCGUCUUUUACGAUGGAACGAACAUCCCUGUAGGGACUGUGAAGGUCAAGAAGGGUGAUCCGAUAUGGGUUUUCCUUGAGCGCUGUCGGAAGGUAGCCGCGGAACUGGGGAUUGGAGGUGCUGGUGGGGGUGGGAGGUCUGGCAGAGGUCGAAAAGACUACCGUAGAGAGUGGGCGAGGGUGGGUGUGGACGAUUUAAUGUGUGUUCGAGGGAACGUAAUUAUUCCACAUCACUAUGAGCUCUACUACUUUAUCGCGAAUCGAGUCCCAAGUUUUACCAAAGCUGGUGGGUUACUAUUCGAUUACACCAAUACUGCCCCGCCCGAACCUAGCGAUGAUCCGGAAUCACAGCCACCCCAGCUUGAAGGGGGGAACAUGGAUCCCACCUUUACCAAGGUUGUUGACCGGAGGUGGUUUGAGCGAAACAAGCACAUAUUUCCAGCGAGUCUCUGGCGAGAAUAUGAGCCUGGAGAAGAGUAUACAAAUGCAGUGUCUUUCCAGUGGCUUGUGGCUGCUUGCAUUUGGCUUGUCAACUUGAAAUGCCAUAUCUUCUGCCUUCAAUGUGCUGACAUCCUGGGACUAUCACGCCCAACGACAUCUGAACGGCAGUGCCCUGCCUGUAGCGCCAGUCUGGUCAACCCUGACGAUGCAGUUGCCACCGUUCUCACCCCCAGUGAGGACUACAAAACUAGCGUGUUGAGUGGACUUGACCCUCAUACGAUAAUGGAGUGUGCUGGGCGUGCGUUGGCAUUUUGGACAUAUCAGUCCGCCCAGGAAAUCUUCUAUCAGGAAUAUCUCGGCAAGAGUUUGACGGAGAAAUACAGUGCCCUUAACCAACAGAUGGACAAGGUAAUUCACGAUGCAAAUUCUGAAAUAUCAAACCUCCAAAACCGCUUAUCUGAGAUGCAAAUAGGUCAAGAGCAGCUGCAGAAAAAGAACCACGAGCUAGUGGAUAUCUAUCGGGAAAAGUGCAAGAAGCACGCCCAAGUAACAAAUCUCUACAACCUUUUAAAGAGUAGAGCUAUGAGACCACAGAUUCAGACAGCGGCAUCUGAUUCAGUCACACAGGUUCUCGAGUCCCUGGGAGGAGGGUCAAAAUCAAACUCGAGCACUGAGGACUUGUUUCGCCCAUUGACCUCUCUCGCAAAAUCCCCUCGACGGAGUCCCUCCCGGUAUCCCACAACCAAUAUGGGUAUCGAACAACUUCACCGGCAUCAAAGAAGUGGGAGUAGAACAGCUACCAAAAAUGGCGUAGAUUCCGCAGCAAUGCCACCACCAAGUGGUAUACCACCAUCUUUUCGCACUACAAACAUGCCACCAUCUACUCCUCAGCAUCGGACGAGGCUUCUUGAGCCUCCACGUUCUUCCCACAGAGCAGAAUAUCAGGGGCGCCCGCACCAGGAUUACAUAACCAAUAAACAGAGUUUCCCCGUCCCACAGCGAUUUACACCUGAGGCAGUUGACAACAGAUUUUCUCUCAAUGGCUCCGACAAUUACGAUCUAAAUGCAGGAAUCAAAAUUGGCCGUCCAUCAGAAUCCUCACUCCAACUUUCUGAUCCUCGAUCUGGCAUGUUCGGGACAUGA
Messenger RNA from Paracoccidioides lutzii Pb01, 2172 nucleotides. Its product is annotated as XAP5 domain-containing protein. The transcript is spliced from 8 exons. The coding region runs from base 1 to 2172 and encodes 723 amino acids. The record is from RefSeq and is a predicted model, not a curated record. Gene Ontology annotation, biological process: chromatin organization. Gene Ontology annotation, cellular component: nucleus.